Molecule: messenger RNA, 2593 nt
Organism: Octodon degus (degu)
Lineage: Eukaryota; Metazoa; Chordata; Mammalia; Rodentia; Octodontidae
Gene: Myd88
Product: myeloid differentiation primary response 88
Exons: 5
Coding region: 20-916 (298 amino acids)
Biological process (GO): defense response to Gram-positive bacterium; innate immune response; positive regulation of canonical NF-kappaB signal transduction
Cellular component (GO): plasma membrane
Molecular function (GO): TIR domain binding; Toll-like receptor binding
Source: RefSeq, a predicted model, not a curated record
CCAGAGGUACUGGGCCACCAUGGCUUCGUGCGUCCCCGUCCCUGGCGAAGACUCUGCGCCCCCCGCCAUCUCCAUGUCCUCCCUGCCCCUCGCUGCGCUCAACGUGCGAGUGCGCCGCCGCCUGUCGCAGUUCCUGAAUGUGAGGACCCAGGUAGCAGCCGACUGGUCGGUGCUGGCAGAGGUGGUGGGCUUCGACUACUUGGAGAUCAAACAGCUGGAAUCGCGCCUCGAUCCCACGGGCAGCCUGCUAGACGCCUGGCAGGGGCGCUCCGGCGCGUCGGUGGGCCGGCUGCUCGAGCUGCUCGCGGAGCUGGACCGCAAAGACGUGCUGAUGGAGCUGGGGCCCAGCAUCGAGAAGGAUUGCCAAAAGUACAUUUUGAGGCAGCAGCAGGAGGAGUCUGAGAAGCCCUUACAAGUGGCCAGAGUGGACAGCAGCGUCCCACGGACAGAAGAGCCUUUUGGCAUCACCACACUUGAUGACCCCCUGGGCCAAGUGCCAGAGCGUUUCGAUGCCUUCAUCUGCUACUGCCCUAGUGACAUCCAGUUUGUGCAAGAGAUGAUACGGCAACUGGAGCAGACAGACUAUCGGCUGAAACUGUGUGUGUCUGACCGUGAUGUCCUUCCAGGCACCUGUGUCUGGUCCAUCGCCAGUGAGCUCAUUGAGAAGAGGUGCCGCCGGAUGGUGGUGGUUGUCUCAGAUGACUACCUGCAGAGCAAGGAAUGUGACUUCCAGACCAAGUUUGCUCUUAGCCUCUCUCCAGGUGUGCAUCAAAAACGACUGAUCCCCAUUAAGUACAAGGCAAUGAAGAAGGAGUUCCCCAGCAUCCUACGGUUCAUCACAGUCUGUGACUACACCAACCCCUGCACCAAGUCUUGGUUCUGGACCCGCCUUGCCAAGGCCCUGUCUUUGCCCUGAAGAUGCCUCAGGGACCCUGCAGAUGCCUGCAUCCAUCUGCCUGUCUGUGCUCCCGUGCCUGUUCUGUUUUUGGGUGAAUCUGUGAUCUACAUGCCUCUUCAUUCCUAGAGAUACCAGCUGCCAGCACAUCUGUAGCAACCAGACAUUGUAUGAAUACCACAUCUUAGGUCCUGCAUGGAACCAAUGGCUACAAAUGGCCAGGUCAGUGAUGAACAGGAUCAGCUGGGAGUAAUUAGAGGACCAACCAAGCCACCUCUGUGCCAUUCAUACACCUGCAGCGUCACUUUCUUCAUUUGGAAAAUAGGAUGUGGAGAUCAAGUAGUAGCUGCCUCUGUGUUCCUGGCAUUCCUUUAACACCAGAAGUGGUAAAGAAGUGCCUUGGCUCUUCUGGGAGACAGCUGGCCUCUCUAAGAUUACAUGGUGACCACUAUAGGAACUAUGGGCCAGCUGGUACCUCAUUGCUACCCCAUAUCCUCCCUCCUCUGCAAGACAGAUGGGAAAGCAGGCUGAUCCCAGCAGGGUAUCCCAUUUCAAGCCUGAUUCUCUAAUGGGGCCUCCUCUCAUCUGAAUCAUUGAUUCUUCCAAGCCUCUGCCCUAACUUGAGUAGUGACAAGUCCCCCAAGACCCCUGAGCAGUCCCCUAAGAAGCUUGGACUGCUUUUUGUUUCCACCCACCAAGAUCUCUGGAAGCACACCUCAGUUCUAUGGGGCCCAGUAUGUGAUUCUGGCCUCUGUGAAAUCCAUCAGAUAUGUGCUCUGGGACUGGGUCACCAGGGCAGUGUCAGCAGGGACACUUCUUCAAUGGGUUACCCAUAGUGAGCUCCCUUGAUUGCCUUGUUUGUUGACAAAGCCAAGAGUGUUCCACCCUAUUGCUUGUAGCUAUGUGGCCACAUACCAUCUUGUACACUGACACAGAUAAGAAUACAGUGCACCUCCCACAGUAUGAAUCCCACCAUCCAGAGGACCUGACUGUGUCUCCAAAUAAAAUGGGUCACUCUUGAUUCCUCUUCUCUUUCUUCCUUACUCUGGAAAGGCUGCAGUGUGCCAGCAUUUGUAUGUCCAGUGAAGUGCAGGCAAAGAGAGCUGCUUGUUUUCAUGCAGUAAGCAAGUUGUAGGCCUGGCUGUUUUCUCCAUCCUGUGGCUGUUUGUGUUCCAUCAAGCUGUGUAUGAGGAAGAAAAUGUCAUGAUCCCAGUUCUUUUGUGCCCCUGGGUAGAGUCCAGAGCCCCAAAUUCAGUAAGAAGUAAGUGUCUUCUCUGCUCUGCCUUCAGCCAGGCAUGAGCAGGGUGCUUUCCCUCCAUGUGUUGGGAAGGGCGGAGGCCAGUCUGGGUGAUCUUGUUGGAGCACUUAGAUGCCAUGCAUCUGACCCUUUUGAUAUUGGGCAUUUUAAAACAAUUUGGAAAUAGCGUCUCUAAACCUAUUUUAUAUGCCUUGUGAGAAUUCUAAGUUAUCUGACAAAUGUCCAUGUUUGUCAUUUAUCUUUCUGUAUUCUAGGUUUAUAAUAAACACUAUUCUAUUUUGGAAAGGUGCAUUUAUUUGAGUUGUGCUUAUGCAAAAGAGUCUUGAAGCAGUAACCUGGGGUAAGUCUUUCCCAGGUAAGGGGAGGAGCUUCCAGACAGCUGGGCCCUUCCAGAGCUAACAUCUGGCCUAAGUUCCACAUGUUCAGAGCCUGCUUCCACC